AUGGGCCAGCGCAUUGCGCUGUUUGGUGUAGCACUAGUGUGUGUACUUUUCAGCAGAUUUGCAAUAUGGAUCAUAAUCAUCGGCAUUGGCCUGGUGCUCACGAAGCGUCCAAGUCGCGAGCUACCCCGGGUGAACUGCGAGCCGCUAGUCGGCACCCCUCAUGACUCCGCCGUCAAGCCCAGCCUAGUUACAGACCGCCCAGUAGCGAAUGCAUUGAAGGGGCUCUGUCGAAAAAUCAUCAAAAGGUAUGUGCGCAAAUGGUUCAACAAGGUUUCCGAUGAUCCAACUUUUCCGAACGAGGCUGAGUCGGCCUUAGAGGCCGCCUUUGCCAAAAUAAUUGCUCAGAGUCGCCUUGUCGACUGGCAUUACUUUCUCGCUUGCAAAUGUUUGCCCGUCAUAGUCAGACACUUUAGUGACUACGUUAAAGCGUCCGAAAAAGUAAUGGCGCCCCGAAAGGGAGGAGGGCUCAAGUUGUCGGAAGUGAGAAGCAAUGCUUCUCGUAUUGCGAGUGUGUAUGCACAUGCACAUCCAGGAGUGCUAGCAAACAGCAGGAUUGAAGCCUUGGCAUACGAAAUCACUUUCCUGGCAGUUGACGCAGACAUUUUGAACUAUCAGCCUGUCAAACGACUGAUAAUCGACUCUUUAGAAAAUUUGAUUUUGGAGAACGCUUUCAAGACAUUAAGUGAUCCAGACUUUCUGAAUAGACGUCUGGUUGAUUUUGCCGAAAACCAAUUGUCUGAUGUGGAGAAGGUUAACCGGAUGCGUAGAGUCAUCCAGCAAUCGCUCUCUGCCAGUCACCUUAUACCAAAGGUGAGUGCGGAUUCGCAUCCCGCCGACUACGAGAGGUUUCUGCAGGAGGUUAGUACAAUAAAGCAGAUUGACGUUGCCCGGCAACUUGAAAAGUCCGUCGAGCUUCAGCUCAAAUCGCUUGAAGGAGCAACGUACAAACCCACGAACGCCCUGCUCAAGCGCAGAUUGGAAGAGGGUGUAAAGGCAAUUGACAAACGAAUUGCCGAGCUAUCCCCUGAUAAACCGUGCCCUCCUCCUGAUGCUAGUCUUCAAGACGUACUGGCGGACAGCCAGUUCACAGACGCUUUCAGGCGAUACAUGGCAGGUAAACACGAUGGCAGAUUCCAGCUCUUUUUGGAUAUUAUUAGCGUGCACAAGGCGUUAGUCGACCCUAUGGGCAAAGGUGAUGGUAAAAGGGCGUUUAAACGUGAGGAUCUACUAACCGCAAAGGGUGUGUGUCGACAUGCGUUGUUGGAAAAGUUCAAUAUGGACCCUGCUUCGCGCCGGGCCUUGAAGAUGUUUGUGGAAGCGGACUCGGUCUCACAAAACCUAUAUAUGUCAACGGAAAAGACACUAUGGGCAGUAAAAGAUGAAUUGGCUGAGGACCUAAAGUCCGCGUUGAUCAGUUUCAAAAUGUCACCCAACUACGCCAAAUACCUUGAGACGAAAUUGACACAGAAAUUGACCCCCGAAACUCCAAUUGAUGGUGAAGGUCUGGAUAAUAGAAGCCGUGAAACAUUGGUUGGCGCUGUGCAAGAUGUCUUGGAUUCUACAUCUGAUCUGCAGAACGAUCUAGACACUGAUUCGGAGGAUAGUAUGAGUGACGAUGAUUCGUCCGUGAGCUCUUCAAUCAACAUCAAUGCAAACUAUGAAGAAAAGAUCCGACAAACUGUAAUCGACAUUGAGCAAAUGGAGCGCCAGUGUGCACUGCUAGACUCGCUAUUGGUUAGGGCGGAAAUCAACCAUGACGAGAAUGAACAGCGCGUUUUCCGGCAGUCCAAAGAAACACUUGCGCGGGAGAUUGCCAGAAAACAUGCUCUGAAGGCUAGGUAUACUGAACGGUUGAGACAUGAAAAGCUUUACGGUAAAGUUACUCUCAGUGUUGACCGUUGGACCAGCUUCAAUGAUGGGGCUGGAGACUAUACAGCCUAUUUGGUUGAUGCUAAAGUCAUCAAUGAACCGAACGAAGGGUGGGUCAUUCCACGUCGAUUCAGUCAAUUCAACGAGCUUCGGAAAAUCCUCAAGCGUGACUUCCCGGAGAUCGCCAAUGUUGAGUUCCCGCCUAAAAGAUCUGUUCUCAGGUUUCAACCAAGACACUUUCUUGAGGCCAGACGUGCCCUUCUGAAUCAGUUUCUUCAAGAAAUUAGCCAGAACCCUGCUAUUUGCAACCAUCUGGCUUUCCGAAUGUUUCUGUCUAGCUAUCAAUUUCCCGAAACAUACUACGAGAUCGUAGAGGCUUCCAAUCAUACCUUAACCGGCAACCCGAGACAGUAUGAAUAUGCAAAUGCAGUCGACUCUGUGUGCGGUGCAUUCUUGACGUUAUUCAAUGUGGACCAGAAAUCAGACUGGAUCAAGGGCAAAGCAAUCGUUACCAUUGUACAACAAGUACUAGGGGGAACUAUUGAUAAACGAAUAAAUGACGCUAUUUCGAACAUGACACAAAAGAUUCCUUCUGCUGUUGAGUCAGUAACUGAGUCAAUAGAGAGCGAAGAACCUGUCAGAACCGAGGACCGCACAGCCGAGGAAAAGCUCAAAACACGCGAGCACGCCGACGCUUUGUGUUACCGACUGAUCAGGCAUUGGUUUGCACCAGUGGUGGGUCGUACACGAACACGCUACUGUGCCACUAUUCUCAUGGACCUUUUACAGAGUCCCUCAUCGAACCGCUAUGUCUUACUGAAUUUGCUCGAUCUUUUGAUUCAAGAGCUGCUUUUGGCUCAACCCUCUUCCACAGACGAAACCUAG
Molecule: messenger RNA, 2754 nt
Organism: Wickerhamiella sorbophila
Lineage: Eukaryota; Fungi; Ascomycota; Dipodascomycetes; Dipodascales; Trichomonascaceae
Product: Structural protein MDM1
Exons: 1
Coding region: 1-2754 (917 amino acids)
Cellular component (GO): intracellular membrane-bounded organelle
Molecular function (GO): phosphatidylinositol binding
Source: RefSeq, a predicted model, not a curated record